AUGACCCCAGAGAAAGUCAGAGUAAGCGUUGGCAUGAACCCCCCUAUACUUCUGGUAGACAACUCACACACAGUUACAUUAAAUGGGGCAGCAGUGGUGCGCGUUGAAGCACCCUCAUCUAUGAAGAACCAUGCCCCCAUUGACCUAGUCACACUUAUCAAUAUUAACCAAAGCAUGAGCUGGCCAGCGGCAUCACAAACAGAGAUGCCAUCAAGGUUGGAUCUGCUGAAAAAUGCCAUGAAGUUCAUAAUAAGGCAGCUUGGUGAUGACGACCGCCUUGCCAUUGUAGCAUUCAACGACAAGGUCAUCAAAGAGAAUACCACUGGCAUUUUAGAAAUAUCUGGCAGUGGUCGGACGGCUAUCGAAAAAAAGGUGGAUGGGCUUGUGGCUAUGGGUGACACUGCUUUUAAACCGAGCUUAGAGCAUGCUGUGAAGCUCCUGGACGACCGAGCAGAUAAGAAGCGUGCAGGCUUCAUCGUUCUUAUUUCGGAUGGUCUAGACGGCCAGUUCAAAUGGGGCGAUGAGAUUAUCGCCCCCACGGAUCCUAUCCGAGGCCUCCUCCGAAAGUACCCAGUCCACACCUUCGGUUUGGGCAAGGCUCACGACCCAAAGGCGCUGCACUAUAUCGCUAACAUAUCCUACGGAAUAUAUUCCUCCAUCACCGACAACCUGGACAACAAGUUCAUCGAGGCACUCGCCCUCUGCUUAGCUGGGUUCAAGACCGUAGUAGCCGUCGACGCUUGCGUUGACAUCUCGUCAAACAGUUUGAUGAUAACAAGGAUCGACCCUGGGGGUUACAUACUCCGGGGGAGUUCCGGAGGCAUCCUGGUUGGCACGCUCUAUGCUGGGGAGGUGAAAGACUUCAUUGUCUACUUUUCUUAUCGUACCGGGAGUUGGUCGGGGGGUUACUAUACAACUUUGAAUGGGAUUAAUGCUAGGGCCACGUACAAGGAAGCGCCGGGCAGGCAGUCGAUCACCACUGACACUUGCUCGGUGUCGCUCCCAAUUCACGUGGCCAACAGCUCAUAUCCUCCUGCAAACCCCUGCCCACCCUACCCCAUGGUCCUGCAGCAGAUGGUCCGGUUCAAGGUGCUAGAUUUGCUUAUGAGCGUUCUGAAAGAAUUCCUGGUCCUGAAGGAGGAGGCUGCUAGUGCCGUCCACGGGAAGGAAGGAGGAGAUGACCCGGUCUUGCAGGCCAUCGCAGCGAGCUUGCUGCAGAGGAAGUGGAAGGAGUUCAAGCAGUCCGAUGAGUCUUGGAAAGAAGCCCCGAGGAACCUCCUUAACCUGGGAGGCAUCGACCAGGACAUCAGCGCCAUGGUGGGUAUCCUGAAGCAGGGCUUGGGUGUUGGAUGCAUCCACUCAUGGGUGUCGAGCUAUCAGAUGCAGCGCGCGACAACUACAGGCUUGCCAGGGGCUCACAUGGUUGCAACCGGCCAAUUCCGCACGCCAGCGAUGGACGCAAUGGUGCAGGAGGCCCAUAGGCAGCUGGCCAAGGAAGCAUCUGCCCAAGAUGCGGGGACGUCAAUUGUCUGCAAGCGCGCCGUCGAGCUUCUGGAUGGGGUCAACAAGCGAUUCGAUCUCUGGUGCAAGCUGGACCACGACUUGCCGCGAACGAACCAACCGUCAUCACACCAGGAAGAAGGCCAUGAGUCCCCCGACCUCACCGCCGUCCUACGGGGGGACAUCAACCGAGCGAGGCAGCAUGACAUAUACCUGGCUGCCGAUCACGCGAUCAAGCAAUGGCGCAGCUUCCUCACAUCCGUGGAGAAGACGCAUGGCCAUGGGCCGGACAAGUAG
Molecule: messenger RNA, 1797 nt
Organism: Miscanthus lutarioriparius
Lineage: Eukaryota; Viridiplantae; Streptophyta; Magnoliopsida; Poales; Poaceae
Source: the annotation of a GenBank genome assembly